Molecule: messenger RNA, 921 nt
Organism: Diatraea saccharalis (sugarcane borer)
Lineage: Eukaryota; Metazoa; Arthropoda; Insecta; Lepidoptera; Crambidae
Source: the annotation of a GenBank genome assembly
AUGGAUAACGGCAUGUUGUUGGUGCCGCUCAUUAUUCACGAGGUGAAAGUUGAAGACACUGGCAGCUGGACCUGCAAAGCGGGCGAAUAUAACGAGACCAUAGACAUCGUUGUUGGGAUUAAGGUUAAAUUCCACACUAGACAAACUACCAUGGAAGGCGAUGAAGGCAAAAACGCAAAGCUUACAUGUGAAGCCAAAGGACAUCCAUUGCCAGUCAUUCAGUGGUACAAAGAUGGAAAACUUAUUACUGAUAAAACCGAUCCAAAUAAAUAUGCAAUGAGGAAAAAGGGAGACAAUUACAUUUUGGAAGUGAAAUCCUUGACUUACCAAGAUAUUGGCGAAUAUCUUUGCAAAGUCACACAGAAAGCGCUGUCAUAUUACACGGAUAAGACUAUACUGCUAUCAGUCAAGCCAAAAAUAUCACGUGCAGUGCUAUCGCGAAUCCAACACCUACUUAUAGUUGGUACAGGAGACACAAAACCUUUGAUACUGCAAUUCCUGAGGAAGAAACGUGAAGAAGACUUCGGCCAGUACACGUGUAAGGUCAGCAACAGCAAAGGCAAUAAAACGGUCAUCUUCGACGUGUCACUUGGAGAAAGACCGACCCCACCUGACGAUGUUACUCUAAUCGCUGCAAACGCCACACAUUUGACAUUUAACGUGUCCUGUGAAGCGUGCCCUAUAAGGAGGAGCGACAACAUUUCACCAGAUCCUAAAAAUCUCACAGUUAUAGAUACAGUAUUCGAAGUAGGUGAGCUGUCUAAUAUGACGACCUUCCACGGACGUGUUCGCACCCGUAACCUGGCUGGAGUAUCGGAUUGGUUCGACAUCCAUCCUGACCCAUCCACUACCUCGUAUGCGAACAGCAUCGACAUUAGUCUAGCGAUCCUUAUCAUAGCCUUUAUCACCACCAGAUAUUAA